CAACGACACAUCGGCCCCUGUGUGCGUGUGUCUGUGUGCGUGUGCGUGUGCGUUUACUGCCGUCUGGCGAUGACAGCGAACAGGGACAACAUGUGAUUCUGCCGGCUCGUACAGUAAUGACGCUGGGAUACAGGCCGACACCAUUUCAUUAAACAAAUUUCGGCUGAAGGUCAAACUGAAAUCACCAGAACCACAUCCCAUUGGAACAUUUCUACAAAUCGACGCCAGGAGGAGACUACUAGGGAAGGCUGUUCGCUCCAGAUCGAAGAGAUCAUACAAUAUUAUUUCGUCCUCUUGACCGAUUCGCACCGUUAACGCGAUGACUGACUCGGUGGUGGAAGUCAUGACGGACGUCAAACAGGCGACGAAAUAUGUGAAAGAAACCGAGAAUGUCGCAGAGAAAUAUUCAUCCCUGACUGUGAGCAAGAACAGCGAUAUGAACAUGAACGUCGGGGAGCUGCCGUCUGCAGCGUUCACUGCGGUCCCGACUCUGAAAUCCGUCAAGAAGAUCCAGUUUGCCAACGCAGAGGACAAGCAGGAGUUCAGCAAGUACCCCACCAAAGCCGGCCGGCGCUCUCUGUCCCGGUCCAUCUCUCAGUCCUCCACUGACAGCUACAGCUCAGCUGCCUCCUACUCUGACAGCUCAGAUGAUGAGACCUCACCCCGCGAAAAGACUCAGGCCAACACCCAUGGUAGCAGCGACUUCUGUGUCAAGAACAUCAAACAGGCAGAGUUCGGCCGACGUGAGAUUGAAAUCGCAGAACAAGAUAUGUCUGCCCUGAUCUCCCUGAGGAAGAGAGCCCAGGGGGAAAAGCCAUUGGCCGGGGCCAAGAUCGUAGGCUGCACCCAUAUAACAGCACAGACUGCAGUUCUGAUCGAGACCUUGGUCGCCCUGGGCGCCCAGUGUCGCUGGACAGCUUGUAAUAUCUACUCCACUCAGAACGAGGUGGCGGCGGCUUUGGCCGAGAGUGGGGUGUCUGUAUUUGCCUGGAAAGGGGAGUCGGAGGACGACUUCUGGUGGUGCAUCGAUCGCUGUGUCAACACAGAGGGCUGGCAGGCCAACAUGAUUCUGGACGACGGGGGGGACCUCACCCACUGGGUCUAUAAGAAGUACCCCAGCGUGUUCAAGAAGGCCCGCGGCAUCGUGGAGGAGAGUGUCACUGGGGUGCACAGAUUGUACCAGUUAUCGAAGGCAGGCAAGCUGUGCGUCCCUGCUAUGAAUGUUAACGACUCUGUUACCAAGCAGAAGUUCGACAACCUCUACUGCUGCCGUGAAUCCAUCCUAGAUGGAUUGAAGAGAACCACUGAUGUAAUGUUUGGAGGAAAGCAGGUCGUUGUGUGCGGUUACGGGGAGGUGGGAAAAGGCUGCUGUACUGCCCUCAAGGCGCUUGGAGCCAUCGUGUGCAUAACAGAGAUCGACCCCAUCUGUGCUCUGCAGGGCUGCAUGGAUGGCUUCCGAGUGGUCAAACUGAAUGAGGUCAUUCGGCAGAUGGACCUCGUGAUAACCUGCACUGGCAACAAGAAUGUUGUUACCAGGGAACAGCUAGACCGGAUGAAGAACGGCUGUAUCGUGUGCAAUAUGGGACACUCAAACACAGAGAUUGACGUGGCAAGCCUGCGCAGUCCUGAACUGACCUGGGAGAGGGUACGCUCUCAGGUGGACCACAUCAUCUGGCCUGACGGCAAGAGGGUGGUCCUACUGGCAGAGGGCCGGCUCCUCAACCUGAGCUGUUCCACAGUGCCCACCUUUGUUCUGUCCAUCACUGCUACCACUCAGGCCUUGGCUCUGAUUGAGCUGUUCAAUGCUCCAGAGGGACGAUACAAACAGGAUGUGUAUCUGCUACCUAAGAAGAUGGAUGAGUAUGUGGCCAGCCUGCACCUACCUAACUUUGAUGCCCACCUGACUGAGUUGUCAGACGAGCAGGCGAAGUACAUGGGCCUCAACAAAAAUGGCCCCUUCAAACCCAACUAUUACAGGUAUUGACGGGACUACCUGAUGGCCUGGGAUUAAGAAAAAGUAUUUCCAAUGUUAAUUUGUUGUUUUAAGUUUUGCAAAAUUCAUGAUUCAUUUCACUUUCUGAAUGUAACUGCAUAUUAGCAAUAUAAGACACUGUGUUAGAUGCAUUUAGGAAAAAAAAAAAUUCUUAUGUAUAACAUUAAAGGUCUGUCACAUGUUAAAAAGCCUGCUUGCAUGCUGUCAUCCAUGUGUAUUAAUUUAAUUGCAAUUGCAAGAUCAAACCAUUGUGUUGUUGUUGUUAAUUUGUCUAUACACUCCGGAUAUAUGCAUCAUGCCAAACAAUGGCUAGAAGUUGAUUCCGGAGAUAUCUAUGUUUUCAUCUGUGCAUGCCAUUAAAUCAUCCUGUAUGCUGCCAGAACUCUUAAUACUCUAAUCAAUACUGUAAUUUACAAUUUUUACUUAUUCUGAGUUAUAGGACUGGUUGACAUUGAGUAUUUUACUAUCACAGAACAUCUCUGCUGUCCAUAACAUUGGAAAGACUACAGUCCAUAAAUGCAAAUCAUAUAUAUUUUAAAAGAAACCUCUUGAUUACAUAUAUAUCACCCCAUCUGAGUGUAUGAUUUUGACAACAUCCAUUCAUAAACAUGUGCUCUUACAAACAAAUAGAUGGUUUUGAACAGCUGGAGAGCAAAGGGACAUAUAUAAAGUGUGCAGAACCCUUUUGGUAUGUGGGAUUAAUUUCAAAGGUCACGCACUUUGCAACCACUCCUAGGGUAUAAUCAGUGUGUAAGAAUAAAUGAAGUGUUAAACGCAAACAACAAGGACAUUUUCAAAUUGAUGCUGCUUACAUGGACGACUCAUUCUGAACUUUAAUUCCUGUCAUUUGAAUUCCUCUUUGUCAUACUAAAAUGUAUUGUAUUGCUGUUGUGUCUGAAUAGCACAUUUGUAGUAUUGGUAAACCUUAAAUGGUAUAAAUGUGCCUUUUGAUAAGAUUCUAAGGAGUAGAUUGCAUUUCCACAUUACUUUAAACCACUUGGGGUUAUCCACAUAAACACUGUCUUUUUCUGACUGCUUCUGCAUAAUAUAUUAAACAUUCCCUAAAUGUUAAUAGAUUUGAGACUAUAUUGUCAUGAUUUAAACUGAUUUUUUUCAACAGAGUAAGCUCAAAUAAAGUAAUUAUUCAAAUGUA
Gadus morhua (Atlantic cod) is the source of this 3146-nucleotide messenger RNA. RefSeq names its product adenosylhomocysteinase-like 1 (gene ahcyl1). The record is from RefSeq and is a predicted model, not a curated record. Gene Ontology annotation, biological process: L-methionine cycle. Gene Ontology annotation, cellular component: cytosol. The transcript has 17 exons. Bases 320 to 1984 code for a protein of 554 amino acids. NCBI's taxonomy places the organism in Eukaryota, Metazoa, Chordata, Actinopteri, Gadiformes, Gadidae.